Messenger RNA from Exophiala oligosperma, 1972 nucleotides. RefSeq lists its product as uncharacterized. Lineage: Eukaryota; Fungi; Ascomycota; Eurotiomycetes; Chaetothyriales; Herpotrichiellaceae. The transcript is spliced from 2 exons. Bases 111 to 1604 code for a protein of 497 amino acids. Gene Ontology annotation, molecular function: protein binding. The record is from RefSeq and is a predicted model, not a curated record.
CAAGGUUCUUUCUUCGGCCACACAACUCCUCGUUUGUGGACGCGUUUCGAGCUGGUCAAUAGCCAUACUCGGCCACCCGCGUACUGGGUAGCUGAUGUCGAGAGCUCAGCAUGGCUCCCUCGACUACUCUUCCAGAAACAGCAGCCUCCAAAUCACCGGCAGCAAAACGUCCUACAACCUCCCUACUUCCUGCUUUUGAGCCUUUAUCUUCCUCACCGGCACUCCCAAGACCACUGAAACGUAGCAGAGAGGUCUUCGACGAGCCCGCGACGUAUCCCACGCCUGUCCCUACUUCUUCUACUCAUAUCCUCUCCUCGUCACCUAGUCGCGUGACGAACCCAAGAGCCGAUCUUGCGAGAACUUCUUCAACUUUAUCAGAACGUACACCACUCGGUACCGUCCCCUCAAUUCAGCUGAGUGGUGAUGGCAAGGUCACGCGUAUGGGAAGGUCGAGUGCCUCUUGUAACUACCAGUUCGCUGCAAACCGCUUAAUUUCUCGGGUCCACGUUGAAGCAUGCUAUAAAGGUGCCAGUUCGCGUCUCGAACGUGAUCGUGUCGAGAUAUCGUGUACUGGGUGGAAUGGUAUCAAAAUACAUUGCAAGGGCCGGGUAUACGAAGUUCAGAAAGGGGAAACAUUUUCGUCAGAUGUUCGAGAUGCUGAGAUCAUGGUCGACGUGCAUGACAGUCGUGUUGUUAUUGAGUGGCCGCCUAAGCAACAUCUAGGUGCUAUUUCGUCCGAUGAAGAAGAUGACGAAGCCUCCCCAACCAAACGACAGCGAGUUUUGCUUCGCCAUUCAACACCUCCCAGCCCUAGCCCUCUGCAAUCUCGACGACGACCUGUCUCGCCUGUGUCACCAUCACCAGCCGUUCAAGCAGUCCUACCGUCGUCACCACCUCUUAGUACGGAUCGAGUUCUUCAGACCGUCGAAAUAUAUGAAGAUCCAGAUCCCGUGCAAGAGGCCAACCAUAUCCCCGAUGCCACAAAUGUCUCGCAAUCAACCCGAGCACUUACAGAAAAUGUCCAGAACCCCACUGUCUCUCAGAACACUGAUUCCAGCCUAGGCGAGGAGUUCUCUGACAAUGACGAAGAAAAUGACCCCAUCAUUCACUCAUUUGGACCUUUCGGUGCUAAUCUACUCCCACGAAUGGCAUCUUUCACGGCAGGAGAUUCGCCCACCCCAGCUGAUUCCAACAAGAGUUCUCGAUCCUCGCGCACGGAGCCAUUGCAUCCAAAUCAGCCUCCAGCAGCAAUCAAGAAAGAGUCACCAACAGUUGAUAUCAAGGGCCAUAUCAUCAACCAGCUUGCCUUUUCAAGACUAUCAUCAACACCGUGGUCGACCAUCUUGAAUCACUUACCGUCUGAAGCGUUGUCGUUGUCAAUUAACGAAAUCAAGCAGGCUGUCAAAGAAACCUCAUGUAUUGGCGAGGUGGCACGAGAAGGUAAAGAUGCUGCAGGCAAGCCACUGGAGAGUGAGUUAUAUUACAUCCCGGAUCUCGACGAAGAUGAGAAGAGGAGGGAAGCUGUCGUCAAUGAUUUGAGAAAGCCAGGACUUCGAGCGUGCCGCAAGCAGCACAAGCAAUACUUCUGGCGCAAACCGAAAUAAGCUAUCGACGAUGUCGGUCGAAAUCGAAUUCCUCCUCGGCACGCCCAACCAAUAAAUGCUUUGAUUAGUAGCCCAGGCCGCAAAUACCUCUUCUCGACUUUUCUUUUUGCUUGUAUCCCCGUGGCUAUCAUAUUGUUGCAUGUCAUAAGUGGUUGCUCUUUGCCUGACGCCAAAGACGUACGUUUGUAUUGAGCAUUGAGCGAUUCUGCAUAGCGAAAGUGUACGGGCAGGGAUUCUUUUUAUUCGUCAAAAGCAGGGAGGCUCGAACGGACAAGGGUUGAAGCUGGGUUUUACUUACUCUACCCAGUACCUAGAAACAUAACCAGGGAGAAUAGCAGUCAAACAGUACAUCAGUGAAUGAACUUCUU